CUCCGGACACGUGGUGGCGCUGUGGACAGUCUCCCUUCUCGCUUCCGUCGCUCGUCAGGUCGCGGCUGUCAUGGCGGCGUGCAGGGCGCUCGUGAGUCGCGCUGUUUUACCUCUGCAUUACCAUCAUGUGUGCAGAGGAGUGAUGCUCACACACAUCAGAGAGAAGAAGAGAUGGAUGAAGGCUUACACACUCAUCAUGGAGAGGAAGAGAAAGAUGGAGGGACCUCCACCUCCAAAGCCACGCUCCCAGCAGCCAAACUUUGAUUACCAUGCUGAAGUGGAGGCUUUCAGUGCCCGACUGCAGGAGAGUUUCUCUCUGGAGCUUCUGAAGACGGCGUUUGUGAACGUGUGUUACCUGCGAUCUGAGGAGGAGAGGAGGCGAGCGCUGGGCCUUGAUUUGGAGACGACCACCCUCAACCUGAAAGACAACGGCGAGCUGUGUGUGCACGGUCAACAGUUCACAAAGGCUUUCCUCAGUGACUGGUGCAGGGGCAGCUUUCCCAGCCUGCCUCAGGAGGGUGUGGCAGCCAUUGUAGGGCACCUGACAGGGUCAGAGGUCAUGUGUCACGUCGCACGAAACCUCGCAGUAGAGGAUUUGACGAUGAGUGCAGAGUUUCCUGUUCCAGAUGAAAUCCUGCAAGGGACGUUCUUUGCUGUGAUUGGUGCUCUGGAGCAGAGCAGUGGGUCUGUGCGAGCCGGGCUUUUCAUCAGAGAUUUCCUGGUGACUCAGCUAAUAGUGAAAGAUCUGUUUGACAUGUGGAAAGUGGUUGAUCCCAUGGGGCUGCUGGUUAAAGAGUUGACCUGUAAAGGUAUAGCUCUACCCGAGCCCCGCCUCAUCCGGUCUGCCGGCGCCAGUACUGUCCUCCCUCUCUAUUUCGUCGGGCUUUACAGUGACCGUAAGCUGCUGGCUCAGGGUCCAGGCGAGACUGUCCUGGCAGCUGAAGAGGAGGCAGCACGCGUGGCUCUGAGGAAACUCUACGGCUUCACCGAGAACCGCAGACCAUGGGACUACACUGCCCCCCAUGAGCAGCUUCAGAAGCCCAGCGCACAGGCUCUCACCAGCGAAUAAAUGACACCGACUACAAGAGACAAUGCUUUGUACUGAAGCUUAAAGAGCAGAUUCCAGUGGGACACUUUUUGAAGAUCCGACAUUCAUCAUCAUCUGCUUUAUCAUAGCUAUAUAUAGAGUGAAACUCGAUUUCUUUUGCUAUAAUGUGGCUGUGGAGUUACUGGAGUCCAAAUCAAUAUGCCAGAAAAGACUGAAACUCUUGAUGUACCACAGACUAUGGCAAUUAAAAACUUCAUAUACAUCUACCUUGAGAGCAUUCUUAUGCUCUGCAGGUGCAAGUUCUUUUGAUGUGUCGCUACAUAUAAAUUGAUGUACAUAAAUGUUAAGUUUGGUUGCUAAUAAAAAAUUGUGAACAA
This is a messenger RNA of Cyprinus carpio (common carp), 1425 nucleotides long. RefSeq names its product large ribosomal subunit protein mL44-like. The record is from RefSeq and is a predicted model, not a curated record. Gene Ontology annotation, cellular component: nucleus. NCBI's taxonomy places the organism in Eukaryota, Metazoa, Chordata, Actinopteri, Cypriniformes, Cyprinidae. Gene Ontology annotation, biological process: primary miRNA processing; rRNA processing; regulation of gene expression. Gene Ontology annotation, molecular function: double-stranded RNA binding; ribonuclease III activity.